Molecule: messenger RNA, 3633 nt
Organism: Plasmodium coatneyi
Lineage: Eukaryota; Apicomplexa; Aconoidasida; Haemosporida; Plasmodiidae
Product: SICA antigen
Exons: 9
Coding region: 1-3633 (1210 amino acids)
Source: RefSeq, a predicted model, not a curated record
AUGUAUGACUAUUUUGCGGAGUUUUUGGUGGAAUGGUUGACAGUGAAGGGCAUGCAGUCGUCCGGGCAAUAUGGUAAAAUAUGGAUCGAUGUGGAAAGAGUAUUCAAAGACAUGCUUAAAUAUAUUACGAAGGAUUCAAGUGAAAUAAAGUUGCUAUGCAGUGAAUAUGGGGACGACACCAGCAUGAGUGAACGUGUUAAGAAUAGAGGGAAGGAAUUAUGCAAAAUGUUAAUAAGAAUAAUCUACUGGAUUGGGGGGCUAAUAGAGAAGUGGGAUGCAGAGAAGGAUUUUCACUGGGGGAAGAGGGAUGAUAUAAAAACCGAGGAAUGGAAGGUAGAGGCAUACCUUAGGUGUAUAUUAGGCAAAAUACUUAUUGCGAAAAUGUUCGCGAAUCAUUGCGAUAUGGAGGGGGUUGCUGGAAUAGUAGAGCAAGCAGUGGGCGAAACCUUAGAGUGGAGAGGUAUCAAGGCAGAGCAUGAGGAAUGUAGCGGAAUAGAUUUCGGAAGUAUAAGAAUAGGCCAUGAAUUCCUUUGGGAACGGAUGGAUGAAUGGUUAAGGGAGAGUGGAAAUGAGAAGAAUGAUUUGGAAAAAAUAAAGAAGAAUGGGGAAGCGUGUGAGGAAGGUAGUUCCAGUAGGAGAAGGAGUAAAGACACAGGGGAAGAGCAGAAGAACACCAUGAAAUUAUUAGGAAAAGGGGGUCCGAAGGAAUGGCAGGAAUUAAUGAGGAGGAGGGAUCAAUUCCCAAAGGGAAACUUACAGGGAAUAUUGGAAGCUGUAAGUAGUAAGGGGAAGGAUGAAGUGAAGAGUACAGUGGCACAGAAAAUACAGGAAUUGGAAUCAAAGGAACAGAAGGAACAAGUAUCGAAGGCAUCAGAAGCUAGAAGUGACCCUGAUAGGGAUCAACCCGUAUCAGCUGCGGGACCACGUGCUACUCCUCAAGCACCUGUCGGACCAUCCAAACAAGGUGAUGAAGACUGUAUGGCUAAGGAUAAAUUAUGUCAACGUACAAAUUGUGUAGCAACUAAUUGGUUUAAGGAAAGAAUAUUUCCAGAUGGGACAGGGAAGCAGACCUGGUGUACAUUUUGGGGGUGGGAUGUCACGAAAGAAUUAGAGAGACUGUCUGUGGAUAUAACUAAUAGUAAUAGGGACGCUGAUAAUUUAUGCGAGAAAAUUGAUGGAAAGGAUACCACACUGAGUGAAGCACAAAAAGCAGCAUGCAACCUUAUUGUUAGGGGUCUAAAACAUAUAUACAGCAUUGAGGUGGAUUUGAAAAAUACAAAGGGUAAAAAUGAACAAGAAAUAAGGAAAAGGAAAAACAACAGGCUGCUUUAUCAAACUAUGUCAUGCCUAUUCCUUAACGCCUAUGCUGAUAGAUUGAAAGAAAAGAAUCCUAUUUGUAUCACAGAAGAAAUCAUAAGUAAGGCAUUUAGUAAAGGAAAUGGAAGGAGUGAUACUUGGUGUAAGGAGUAUCCAUGUGCUGAGUGCAAAAGGGAUGAGAACUAUGGAGCUUGUAAAUUGAACACGGAUACAAGUCUCUGGAACACAAGCAACUGCGAUGAAGACAGAAAUAAGAUAAGGGGAAAGUUGGAUGACAUGCUGAAAGAGAAUCAAAAAAUAAUGAGUACUCUAAGUACUAUAAAUAAUAACUUAUGUGAACGUGCAAAGUGCGUAACAGUUAAAUGGUUUGAAAACAGAAUAGGUGGGGAAGGAACGGGGCAAAUUAAACAAGACUGGUGCACAUUUUGGGAUACAGACGUUAAGAACAGAUUGGGGAAACUGUCCAGUGCUAUGAGCAGUGUAAGCGCAGGCGUCGAUAAUCUAUGCAAAGACAUUGGGGAAAAAGAUGGAACAUCUCCAGGAGCAAAGAAACAAGCUUGUGAACUCAUCGUUCGGGGUUUAGAACGUAUAUAUAAAAUUGCAAAAGGGACAGUAGAUAGCAAUUUGAAGGGGGAUGCAAAAGAAAAGAAAGAAAGGGAGGUUGCUGAUAACCUCAUAUUUCACCGAACUUUCUCUUGUAUCCUGCUCAAUGCCUACGCAGAUAUGCUGGAAAAGCUGUCUUGUGUAGGCGAGGAUGUUAUAAAUGAAGCCUUUGAAAAAAGUGAACAAAUUAAAAAUGGAACAGAUCCAUGUAAGAGUGAUCCUAAUUGUGUUACUUGCACAAGGGAUAAAAGUUAUGAAACUUGCACAGUAGACGCGGAUAAAAAACUGUGGAAAGAAAAAAAUAAUUGCCAAAAUGACAAAGGUAAUGUAAGGAACAAAGUCGAAGGACUGUUCAAGAAUAAUGAUGCCAAUAUAAAGGGAGCUGUGGAAGCAAUAAAUAACAUAUGUCCCAAACCAUCUUCUGCUCCCAGACCACAAGCUGCCAAACCAGCAGCACCAGCACCUGAAGGUAGGAGGGAUAAUUCGGGAGGGGAGGAUCUUCCACCAGGAAAACCACCACCACCAGAUAACCCUCAACAGGGAGUCCCUCCCGCAUCACCCCCAGGGAAAAAUUCUAAUACGGGGAAACCAGGUAAGAGCACACAUUCUCCAGAAUCAGCAUGUCCCAAGGGUGAUGGACUCCCUUCCUGUGAUGAUGACAGUAUAUAUCCGACACUCAGGAGUGAGGAUGAAGAGGAAGACGAAUACCAGCGUAUAUACGGCGGAGCAUCACGUGUUUCUGUUGUUACCAUCCCUACUGCUACCACUACAGACCCUGAACUUAUAGACCCUACAGGAGACCCAAGAAGUGGAAGUCCAGGUGGGAAGACACGUCCCGCCCCUGAUCAAGCUACAGUAACACAAGGACCUGAACAGGGAGCUACUUGGAAAUCUGAUGCUGAUAUCCAAGGUGCUAAGGACGUUAAUUUACCUAAACCUGACGACAAAGGAUCCGACCCCCGGGUGCCGGGUCCUGGUCCCGUGGCCGACCCUUCUUCUACGGGUAUCCAACAGACGCAACCUCCCUCUGGUGCCGGUGUUCCAGGAGCUGUUAGUCCUGCUGCUAGUGGUGAUGACAGUGGUCGCAUCACAGCCGGGGCCAUCCCCAUUACCGCCGACACCAUUAUCACCAUCAUCAUCACCUGGAAGUGCUUCGAGAACAGGAAGAGGUGGUACAGUAACAAGAAAGGGAUCGACCCUUCCGACCUACUUACCCCAUACCUUCCUACCAUUCCUGUUCUAAUUGGCACUUCUGUCAUAAGCUAUCUCCUUUGGAAGUAUUUUUUCCUCGGUAAGCGAAGAAAACGUUACAAAAGAGCUCAUCAAGUACGUGGACCAUCUUCUUCAGAAGAACAACUCCUUGAUCAUGUGGACGACCAGGCAGAUGGUCCACAUGAAUAUACCUUAGUAAAGGAACGACAUCCACCAAGAUCUGCUCCAACGGGAAGAACAAAGAGAUCAAAAAAACGGGGUGUUGGUCCUCGUGGUGUAGGUUGCCGCACGAUUAUUGAUAUUCAUUUAGAAGUCUUAGACGAAUGUCAAAAAGGGGAUAUGGCAUUAACGAAGGAAGAUUAUUUCACCAUUCUUGUUCAAGAAUUUAUGGGAAGCGAAUUAAUGAAGGAGGAACCUGUUCAUAAGGAAGAGGUUCCAAGUUCAGAUUCUGGGUUUAAGGAGAAAGACUUUGUUCCUAAGGAAGACUUUCCUAAGGAGUAG